AUAGGGAAACUAAAACAAAAUUUGAAGCUAGCUAGUAUUUCAGGAGGAAGACCAAUGGUAGAGAAGGAGAAUACAAUGAGUGGAAUAUUACCAAACUAUCCUCAUCCUCAUCAUCAUCAUUUGGUUCUGAUCCAUGGUAUAGGGCAUGGAGCUUGGUGCUGGUACAAGAUCCGGUGUCUAAUGGAAGCUUCAGGCUACAAAGUCACAUGUCUUGACCUCAAAGGUGCUGGUGUUGAUCAAUCUGACCCUAAUACCGUCCUCACCUUCCAAGACUAUAACCAGCCUCUCACUGACUUCUUGUCCAGUUUGCCAGGAAAUGAAAAGGUAAUACUUGUGGGACAUAGCGCAGGAGGUAUGAGCCUGACUGAUGCCAUGCAUAGGUUUGCUAGCAAAAUACACAUGGCGAUAUAUGUUGCAGCAACGAUGUUGGAGCAUGGAUUUUCCACCCAUCGAGAUAUCAUAGAUGCAAUUUCGAUAAAAAUUUUAUACUUCAGUCCAAUACUGAUAAAUGUGGAAGAUUUUAAAGAUAUUUCAAUGGAAAUUUCGGUAAAGUUUUGGUGA
Messenger RNA from Pyrus x bretschneideri (Chinese white pear), 561 nucleotides. Its product is annotated as methylesterase 17-like. Bases 55 to 561 code for a protein of 168 amino acids. Gene Ontology annotation, molecular function: methyl salicylate esterase activity; methyl jasmonate esterase activity; methyl indole-3-acetate esterase activity. The record is from RefSeq and is a predicted model, not a curated record. The transcript is spliced from 3 exons. Gene Ontology annotation, biological process: salicylic acid metabolic process; jasmonic acid metabolic process. NCBI's taxonomy places the organism in Eukaryota, Viridiplantae, Streptophyta, Magnoliopsida, Rosales, Rosaceae.